AUGUGUGCCUGGGUGACUUUGUUGCGUACUUCGGGCCCGACGCUCUUUGAAAGCGCCCACAAUAUGCUAAGAACAAGUUUCUGCACCUCCAUAUUUUCCAGCACCGAAACGGAGUCCACGGCGUCCCACAAAAGUGGAAUUUUGGUGUACCAUUCGACUGGGAUUGUUUCGUUUGACAAGAACAACCAGCACAAAUUAUUGAGUGCCACUAGCACUUUGACUGUGAGUUGGAACACUUGCGCAUGUUCGUGGUUAUACUUCAAAAGAUGCAAGCACGAGGGAAAGGCAACAUCCAACAAAAAUGCAACAAGCUCAUUGUUUAAAGACACCGACUCUUCGACAUGGCUUUCGUUUAUGGCCAAAUAUUCGCACAUGGUGGUGAAUAAAUCGAUGGUGACAUCGAUGGCCUGGAGAUCGAAUCUCGCCUGGAUCUUUUCGGCCGAGUCAGAACCAAAUGCAAUGUCAAUGUUUUGUGGUUUUUCGUCAUCAGCCGGCUUGGGUUCGGGGAGUUUCUCCUUCUGGCUCAAUUGA
Clavispora lusitaniae ATCC 42720 is the source of this 531-nucleotide messenger RNA. Lineage: Eukaryota; Fungi; Ascomycota; Pichiomycetes; Serinales; Metschnikowiaceae. The record is from RefSeq and is a predicted model, not a curated record.